AUGCCGCCAGACAGUGAUACUAUUGUAGUAAAUACUCAGGAAAACAGACAGGAGAGCCUAGGGCCAGAGGCCCAAACUGAUAGAGAAAUGGAGAUAGAGUCUACUCCAGCUACACCUACUCAAAACCAACAAACACCUAGCGUGUUUGAAAUACUAAUACUACCACCAAACAAACGAUACGCCAACUUCUCACCAGAGAAUACCUAUAGAGGUAGAAAUCCAUACUAGAAUACCUCUAGCCUAAAACCAAUCGCUAAGAACUCUGAACAGGCAAUCUAUUGGGCUAGAGAUCUAAUCCUUCAAGCCUCUACAAUGGAAGAAUCCCACGUAGCCUAAAAUAAGCUACUAGAGCUACUAGACGUCUUUAGAGACUAUACUGAAACUGGCAGAGUAGCUAACUAAAUUAUGGAAAAGCUAUCUGCCAAACUAGCUUACCACUCAGCUACGCUGGCAAAUGCCUCCCAGCAGGCAACAAAGACGCUCAAACAAGCUACUACUAUAGCUUCUAAUAAGGCACAACCAAUAGCUAUACAAGUAGCUCAAAAACCAGCCCAAACCUCCUACGCUACAAUUGCAGCAAACAACUCAAACCAGGCCUGGAUAACAGUCCAACCAAAGAAGAAGCUAGCGCAACUAGCUAAAAAACCAGUAUCUUACUACCAGACGCUAGUAACACUAGAAGAGGGCCAAAUAACCAGCCCUCUACUAGUAAGAAAUAAGAUUAACCAAGCCUUCCAGAAGGUUGGCAUCGCUGGCCCAGUUAUCCAACAGGUAGCAACGAGUAAAAGAAACAACCUUAUCCUUACGACCACCGAAGGAUACUCAGGAGAAUUUCUUCUAAAGCAAAUCAAUACUUGGCAAAACCAGCUGCCAAUUAAGAAAGCCCAGCCUCUAGAGUCCUGGACUAAACUCGUGGUACACGGAGUACUAACAACCUUUGAUGGAGCUGAAAACCUCUAGCUUCUCCACACAGAAAUCCCAACGUAUAACAAGAACCAAACUAUUGUUGGGAACCCCUACUGGCUAUCUAGAAGCUGGAAAAGCAAGUAAACAAGCUCUAUUGUCAUAGCUUUUAAAUCCGAAGCAGAAGCGAAGAAGAUUGGUAAUAGAAUAACAAUACUUGGCCAAUCGCUCCGGGUUGAGAAAUACCGCUAAAUCCCA
Messenger RNA from Bipolaris sorokiniana ND90Pr, 1161 nucleotides. RefSeq lists its product as uncharacterized. The transcript has a single exon. Bases 406 to 960 code for a protein of 184 amino acids. Lineage: Eukaryota; Fungi; Ascomycota; Dothideomycetes; Pleosporales; Pleosporaceae. The record is from RefSeq and is a predicted model, not a curated record.